AUGGAAGCGACCGAUGUGCUGACUUACAAGAACCGAUAUAUUAUAGGUCACAUCCACCGCCGUCUCCGCUGGCUGAACAACAAACUCGCAUCUCAUGUGAUCACUCUGACAUAUUUGGCAAUUUGGCACGGAUAUCAUCUCGGUUAUUUCUUGUUAUUCGGUAUCGAGUUGGGAUGUGUUCAAGCACAGAAUCAGUUGUACGCACUGAUUAAGAGGACACCCGGAUGGACAGAAGCCAUUUCUCAGCCGAUUGCUCGUCCGUUUAUUUGGUUAUUCGGAAAGAUUACAAUCUCUUAUUCGAUGGGAUUCGCUAAAUUCAUAGGUUCCAAAGACGCAAACUCAACGUUCCAACGAUUCAAAAAGAAGAAGACUUGA
Molecule: messenger RNA, 375 nt
Organism: Caenorhabditis remanei
Lineage: Eukaryota; Metazoa; Nematoda; Chromadorea; Rhabditida; Rhabditidae
Exons: 3
Coding region: 1-375 (124 amino acids)
Source: RefSeq, a predicted model, not a curated record